UUUGGAGUUGCUACUUAUGAGGUCUUUCUCAAGAAGCCUGUAUCUCUCCCCUUUUCGCGCCAUGGCAGAGCUUCUAGCCCUUGAGAGAACCACGACGGAUGGCUGGUUUACUCGAUGCUAAAAGCCUCAGUCUGUGCUGGACGUUUGUUAGCCUGAUGCUCCAUGUAUAUAAUCUCUCGUACUCGCCACAUGGACGCGUAUGUUCAUUCUCCAAAGGGGCUGGGUUCUUUGCCGCUCAUGACUUAUCAAUUUAUAUGGGAAGAAUCUCGCCCUUAGUUCCUAACCACAUGGUAUUUGAUCAUGGAGUUACCUAGAAGAACAUCCUUAUCGUUAUCUGUCAAUAAGACUGCGCUUGCUUCAUCAUGUCGAUUGUGGGCGCAUAAUCCACUAGAAGUGUGUAAAUACUUGGUCGUCUCGGGGGUAUCUUUUUUCUAGUCUUCCUUUAAAAACAAAGCAUGUAUAUUCCUCA
Molecule: messenger RNA, 469 nt
Organism: Aspergillus candidus
Lineage: Eukaryota; Fungi; Ascomycota; Eurotiomycetes; Eurotiales; Aspergillaceae
Exons: 2
Coding region: 99-314 (71 amino acids)
Source: RefSeq, a predicted model, not a curated record